GCCGUUUUAUCUGCACUCCGCUGAUCCGUCUCGGCUAAAAUCAGAUGGGGGACAUGCAAAUCGUCCUGGCGGCGGGCAAGAUCGAGGCGCAGUACGUGGAGAUGAAGGUGCCACUCUACUCCUACGGCUGCGAGAAGAAGAUCAAGAAGGCCAUGUCGCAUCUCAGAGGGAUACAUUCGGUUCAGGUGGACUACCAGCAGCAGAAGGUGACGGUGUGGGGGAUAUGCAACCGCGACGACGUGCUCACGGCCGUCCGAAAGAAGCGGCGGGCGGCGCGGUUCUGGGACGCCGACCAGCCGGACCUGGGGGAGGACUCGAUGCCGGCGGAUGCUCGUAAGCACUACCUGCAAGCGUUCACCGCGUACAGGUUCAGGAAGUCGUGGAAGAAGCUCUUUCCGCUGAUCCGGCUGUGAUCUGGAACUCAGUUUCUGUCAGGCGAACGCCGGGCGCCGGCGAGUGCUGCAAUUCAGGAGCGGCACCGGCGUUUCGAAUAAAUGUGCUAUGAUGUUACUGUCCUGUCUUGGUUAGUUAGUAGUACUAAAAGUAUGUAGAUUGGCAGAUCGCUGUAACUCCGUGUGUGCAAAUCUGAAAUCCACGGAUAUUGAGUUACUGGCUAUUGAGACAGGGCCUCAAGUGACAAUGCCGAACUAACAGUGCUAACUUAUUAGAGGAGUGUUCAUCUAUUUACAUGAAUUUAGGGUCUUUAAAAUCAAAGG
Molecule: messenger RNA, 716 nt
Organism: Oryza brachyantha (malo sina)
Lineage: Eukaryota; Viridiplantae; Streptophyta; Magnoliopsida; Poales; Poaceae
Product: heavy metal-associated isoprenylated plant protein 28
Exons: 2
Coding region: 45-413 (122 amino acids)
Molecular function (GO): metal ion binding
Source: RefSeq, a predicted model, not a curated record